AUGAUUUCUCGUUCGAUCGUUACCAAACUUCCCAAAAUCAAUCUGAAGUGGUAUCAUUCAACUGCUUCACUCAAUUCUUCCAUAAAACUCGAUCCCCUCGAAUUACACAAUCAUAAAGACUGGUUAAGCCCAACUGAAGUCAUCAAGAUUUUCGAAACCCUAAAAGAUUCCAAUUCGACCCUCACUGUUCUUAAUCAACUCUCGAAGCGGAAAGAUUAUAAACCCAAUGAAGCUCUGUACACAUCCGUGGUAAAUAAUCUUUCAGAAGCCAAGAACUUUGAUGGAAUUGAAGAAGUAAUGAAGAGAAUCAAGGUCGAAAAAAGAUGUAGACUUUCCGAUGGGUUUUUCUACAAUGUCAUCAGGAUUUACGGGCUUCGUGCUGGUAGAAUAAAUCGAGCAAUUGAAACGCUUUUCGAUAUGCCAAACUACAGUUCAUGGCCAACGUCCAAAACGUUUAAUUUUGUAUUGAAUUUGCUUGUGAACACCAAGCAGUUUGACGUAAUCCAUGAGGUUUACAUGGGUGCUGGGAAAUUAGGAGUUGAAAUCGAUGCUUGUUGCUUGAACAUCAUGAUGAAAGGCUUGUGUAAAAACGGGGACAUAAAUGCUGCACUCCAAGUGUUCGAUGAAUUUCCUAAACAGAAUUGUAAGCCUAAUGUGAGAACCUUUUCAACUUUGAUGCAUGGAUUGUGUAAACUUGGUCGUGUUGAGGAAGCUUUUUCAUUGUUACACAAGAUGGAAACAGAAGGUGUAGAGCCUGAUACAAUCUCCAUAAACAUACUGAUUUCAGGUUUAAGGAAGAACAAUCGAAUCAAAGAAAGUAUUGAGGUUUUUGAUAAGAUGUUGCUAAAAGGAUGUGAACCCAUUCCAAGCACAUAUCAAGAGGUUUUGUAUGCAUUGAUCGAUAGCAAAGAGUACAUCAAGGCUAUGAAUUUAGCAAAAAAGAUGUCAUCCAUGAAAAUGGUUCCAAGUUUUGAUUCAUAUAAAUUGAUCAUCCAUGGCCUUUGUGAAGAAAAGAUUGUUGAAGAUAUUGAUUUGGUUUUAAAACAUAUGAUAGAAAAUGGAAAUUCAUUUAAGUCUGGAAUUGCUUCAUUCGAGUCUGGAAUUGCUUCAUUCAAUUCUGGAAUUGCUUCAUUCAUGUCUGGAAUUGCUUCAUCGAAUUCUGGAAUUGCUUCAUUCAUGUCUGGAAUUGCGAUGUCUACUCCUGGAAACACUUCUACUUCAUCCUCCUCCAACCAGAACUUCUCCUUGCUCAAUAUAUGCUCCAAAGUCGUUAUGGAUGGCUCAAACUAUAAUGAUUGGAUGCGCAACAUCAAGAUGGCUCUUCGUUUCGAGAACAAAGAAUAUGUUCUUGAAAAGGAGCUCAAAGAGCUUGAUGAGAAUGAAGCCAUCUUCGGCAGGGUCUAAAGGAAAGUGAGGAGAUAGAGCGAGGAAGGAGAAACCUGAUCAUGGGAAACAGAAAGUCUUCACCAGUAACCAAGAUCGGAGUUUAUCAGCUUCUGCUUAGUAAUGAUGUUAGAUUAGAUUUAAUAAAUUGUUGCUAUUCGUCUGAGAUGACGAGAAACAUUAUUUCAUUUCAUGCAUUGUUCAGACAAGGUUUUACAUAUUCUUUUAAU
Molecule: messenger RNA, 1613 nt
Organism: Lactuca virosa
Lineage: Eukaryota; Viridiplantae; Streptophyta; Magnoliopsida; Asterales; Asteraceae
Source: the annotation of a GenBank genome assembly